Messenger RNA from Xyrauchen texanus (razorback sucker), 769 nucleotides. Its product is annotated as high affinity immunoglobulin epsilon receptor subunit gamma-like. The transcript is spliced from 7 exons. Gene Ontology annotation, biological process: cell surface receptor signaling pathway. Lineage: Eukaryota; Metazoa; Chordata; Actinopteri; Cypriniformes; Catostomidae. Bases 221 to 484 code for a protein of 87 amino acids. Gene Ontology annotation, cellular component: Fc-epsilon receptor I complex. Gene Ontology annotation, molecular function: IgE receptor activity. The record is from RefSeq and is a predicted model, not a curated record.
CGGCUCCGAAACAAAACAUAACGCGACAGGCAGGACACACGAUCGAUGAAGAGCGUUUUGCUGAUCACACUUACCAUUUUCACAUGGUAAAAAAAUUACAUAGACUUACAUUGAAGGAGAGACUCCAGACGGAUCUAGAGAGCAGAAUAUCACAAAGACUCCAAGGUGCAGGAUUCUUUUGACUUGGACCACUCGACUCUGUUUGCCUCUGAAAGGAAAGAUGUGGACGUCUGGAAUCUGUCUGAUUCUUUUACUCAACGCUGGAUGUGUCGCUGCACAAGCAGACGGCCAUUUGUGUUUCAUUCUGGAUGGCGUUCUGGUCCUGUACUGCGUCGUGUUGACCAUCCUGUUCUGCAGAUUAAAAAUGCAGCAGAAUAAAGACAAAAACAGCUGGUCCACAGAGAAACAAGGAGGAGGAAUCUACGAGGGUUUACAGCGUCCACAUCAAGACACCUACGACACGCUUCACGUUGCAAAGAAGUGACCUUUGACCUGAUCAUCUCUCAAACUGCAUAUACAGCUCAAAGAUAACAGUAUGCAUGUUGCUUUCAAGGCUUUUCAAUAUAAUCUUGUUUUAUAGUAAAUACACAAACAAGCAGAGCAUUGUAAACAAACGCUUCUGUUCUAGUAGCUGUUAGCAUAUUUCUAUUAAACAUAUUCCCAAGUUGUGUCACAGAUAGUCAAUGUAUAGAAUACGUGUGUAGCUAAACCUUUUACUCAUAAUAAAUAACUUAUAAUAAUUGUAAAUAAUAAAGUUACUUAACACAGA